CAGGCCGGCCAGGCCUGAAGGACGCGGGGACACAGGCCGAGUAGCCAGCUCGGACGCCGGCGGGAGCAAGCUGAGCCUGGCGGUGGGAGCAGGACCCUGCGGUGCCCAGAGCCCCGCACCACGCCCGGCCCUCCCCGCCCAGGAGGCCGCUGCUUCCGGGGCGCUGCCCCCCUCGAGGCCGCCCUUCGCUGCCCGUGUCGACGCCCGGCUCUGAAGGUGCCGACCAACCCCCAGGAUGGCGGAAGCACACCAGGCCGUGGCCUUUCAGUUCACUGUGACCCCAGAAGGGGUCGACUUCCGGCUCAGUCGGGAAGCCCUGAAACACAUCUACCUGUCUGGGAUCAACUCCUGGAAGAAACGCCUGAUUCGCAUCAAGAAUGGCAUCCUUAGAGGUGUGUACCCUGGAAGCCCUACCAGCUGGCUGGUCAUCGUCAUGGCAACAGUGGGUUCCUCCUACUGCAAGGUGGACAUCUCCAUGGGGCUGGUCUAUUGUAUCCAGAGAUACCUCCCUGAGAGGUGUAGCCAUUAUGAGACCCCACAGUCUCGGGCACUUCUCAGCAUGGCCAUCUUCUCCACGGGGGUCUGGGUAACAGGCAUCUUCCUAUUCCGACAAACUCUGAAGCUGCUGCUUUCUUACCACGGGUGGAUGUUUGAGAUGCACGGCAAGACCAGUCAUGCCACCAAGAUCUGGGCUAUCUGUGUCCGCCUUCUGUCCAGCCGUCGGCCCAUGCUCUACAGCUUCCAGACAUCUCUGCCAAAACUUCCUGUGCCCUGUGUGUCAUCCACAGUUCAGCGGUACUUGGAGUCUGUGCGGCCCUUGUUGGAGGAUGAGGAAUAUUACCGUAUGGAGACACUGGCCAAAGAAUUCCAGGAAAAGACCGCCCCCAGGCUGCAGAAAUACUUGGUAUUCAAGUCAUGGUGGGCAACUAACUAUGUGAGUGACUGGUGGGAAGAGUAUAUCUACCUCCGAGGCAGGAGCCCCCUCAUGGUAAACAGCAACUAUUAUGUCAUGGACCUUGUGCUUGUCAAGAACACAGAUGUGCAGGCAGCCCGCCUAGGAAAUGUCGUCCAUGCCAUGAUCAUGUAUCGUCGCAAACUGGACCGUGAAGAGAUCAAGCCUGUGAUGGCAUUGGGUAUUGUGCCCAUGUGCUCCUAUCAGAUGGAGAGGAUGUUCAACACUACUCGCAUCCCCGGCAAUGAGACAGAUGUGCUGCAGCACCUCUCAGAGAGCAGGCAUGUGGCUGUCUACCACAAGGGCCGCUUCUUCAAGGUCUGGCUCUAUGAGGGAUCCCGCCUGCUCAAGCCUCGGGACCUGGAGAUGCAGUUCCAAAGGAUCCUAGAUGACCCCUCCCCACCUCAGCCUGGGGAAGAGAGGCUGGCAGCCCUCACUGCAGGAGGAAGGGUGGAGUGGGCACAGGCACGCCAGGCCUUCUUCAGCUCUGGCAAGAACAAGGCUGCUCUGGAAACCAUCGAGCGUGCUGCUUUCUUUGUGUCUCUGGAUGAAGAGUCGCACUGCUACAACCCUGAUGAUGAGGCCAGCCUCAGCCUCUAUGGCAAGGCACUGCUGCACGGCAACUGCUACAACAGAUGGUUCGACAAGUCUUUCACUCUUAUUUCCUUCAAGAAUGGUCUGUUGGGGCUCAACACAGAACACGCGUGGGCAGAUGCCCCCAUCAUUGGGCACCUCUGGGAGUUUGUCCUAGGCACUGACACCUUUCACCUGGGCUACACAGAGACUGGACACUGCCUUGGCAACCCGAACCCUCAGCUUAUUCUUCCUCAGCGGCUGCAGUGGGACCUUCCUGAACAGUGCCAAGCUGCCAUCGAGAGUUCCUACCAGGUGGCUAAGGCUCUGGCAGACGAUGUGGAGUUGUACUGCUUCCAGUUCUUGCCUUUUGGCAAAGGCCUCAUCAAGAAAUGUCGUACCAGCCCUGAUGCCUUUGUGCAAAUUGCCUUACAGCUGGCUCACUUCCGGGACAAGGGCAAAUUCUGCUUGACCUAUGAGGCCUCAAUGACCAGAAUGUUCCGCGAGGGACGGACAGAAACUGUGCGUUCCUGUACCAGUGAGUCCACAGCCUUUGUGCAGGCCAUGGUGAAUGGCUCCCACAUGAAAGAAGAUCUCCGAGAUCUCUUCCGGAAAGCUUCUGAGAAGCACCAGAACAUGUACCGCUUGGCUAUGACGGGGGCUGGGAUAGACAGGCACCUCUUCUGCCUUUACGUAGUCUCCAAGUACCUGAGCGUCAGCUCUCCUUUCCUGGCUGAGGUGCUUUCAGAACCCUGGCGCCUCUCCACCAGCCAGAUCCCUCAGUCCCAGAUUCGUAUGUUUGAUCCAGACCAGUACCCCAAUCACGUGGGUGCCGGAGGUGGCUUUGGCCCUGUGGCAGAUGAUGGCUAUGGUGUCUCCUACAUGAUUGCAGGAGAAAGCACUAUGUUUUUCCAUGUCUCUAGCAAGUUCUCAAGUUCAGAGACGAAUGCCCAGCGCUUUGGGAACCACAUCCGACAAGCCCUGCUGGACAUCGCUGAUCUUUUUCAAGUUCCCAAGACUGACAGCUGAGGGAUGGAAAAAUGCCAGCUGCCCUUUCAUCCCUCACACGGUGGAGGAAGGGGCCUGUGGUCUGUGUGCAAGCAUAAUGCGUGGCCAUGCAUGGGUGCCCAGCUCCAAGGACUGUUCUGUCAGCAGGUGCCCCUUGGCAAAUGCUGCUCCCUGAGGGCCCAGAUGGAGGUGUGUUGGAAUAAGGAGGGAAUUUUGAUUUUUUUUCUUGGUAGAUAUUAAUAAAGAUAAGGCUGUGUAAGUCACUCAGCCCUUAGGUGCCUGUGUUUUGUUUGGGAACUAGAAGUCCCUCCCUUUUCCCUAGCUUAGGCCGGAAAGGUGACAGAGGAAGGGUUGGCGCUUAGAGACUGUUCAUGGGGACUUUGUGACAUGCUAUGGAAUGUGUGUCUCUGUCUGCUAAGUAACACAGACUCUGAACUUGUCCACACACUCAUGUGCACUUGGAAUAAACUCUUGCUUCAGAAUCUUCA
Messenger RNA from Dipodomys spectabilis (banner-tailed kangaroo rat), 3021 nucleotides. It is a transcript of the gene Cpt1b, whose product is annotated as carnitine palmitoyltransferase 1B. The record is from RefSeq and is a predicted model, not a curated record. The coding region runs from base 236 to 2554 and encodes 772 amino acids. Gene Ontology annotation, cellular component: mitochondrion. NCBI's taxonomy places the organism in Eukaryota, Metazoa, Chordata, Mammalia, Rodentia, Heteromyidae. Gene Ontology annotation, biological process: carnitine metabolic process; fatty acid metabolic process. Gene Ontology annotation, molecular function: carnitine O-palmitoyltransferase activity. The transcript has 19 exons.